Moesziomyces antarcticus is the source of this 1059-nucleotide messenger RNA. Its product is annotated as mitogen-activated protein kinase. Gene Ontology annotation, molecular function: ATP binding; MAP kinase activity. Bases 1 to 1059 code for a protein of 352 amino acids. The record is from RefSeq and is a predicted model, not a curated record. The transcript has a single exon. NCBI's taxonomy places the organism in Eukaryota, Fungi, Basidiomycota, Ustilaginomycetes, Ustilaginales, Ustilaginaceae. Gene Ontology annotation, cellular component: cytoplasm; nucleus. Gene Ontology annotation, biological process: protein phosphorylation; intracellular signal transduction.
AUGGCGCACGGACAGCAGUCGAACCAGUCGGCGUCGUUCAAGGUGGGCGAGACGUACAAGAUUGUGGAUGUGGUGGGCGAGGGCGCGUACGGCGUGGUGUGCUCGGCGAUCCACGUGCCGUCGAGCUCGCGCGUGGCGAUCAAGAAGAUCACGCCGUUCGACCACUCGAUGUUCUGCCUGCGCACGCUGCGCGAGAUCAAGCUGCUGCGCCACUUUAACCACGAAAACAUCAUCUCGAUCCUCGACAUUGUCAAGCCCGACGACUACGACUCCUUCUCCGAGGUCUACCUCAUCCAGGAGCUCAUGGAGACCGACAUGCACCGCGUCAUUCGCACCCAGGAGCUCUCGGACGAUCACUGCCAAUACUUUAUCUACCAGACUCUUCGUGGACUCAAGGCGCUCCACUCGGCACAGGUGCUUCACCGCGACCUCAAGCCGUCCAACUUGCUGCUCAAUGCCAACUGCGACCUCAAGAUCUGCGAUUUCGGACUGGCUCGAUCCGCCAACCAGCCCGAAGCGGAGGGAACGGGUUUCAUGACCGAAUACGUCGCAACAAGGUGGUACCGCGCACCGGAGAUCAUGCUCACGUUCAAGGAGUACACCAAGGCCAUCGACGUUUGGUCGGUCGGAUGCAUUCUGGCCGAGAUGCUUUCGGGCAAGCCGCUGUUUCCGGGACGCGACUACCACCAUCAGCUGUCGCUCACCCUCGAGAUCCUCGGUACACCUUCGCUCGACGAUUUCUACGCGAUCACAUCCACGCGCUCGCGCGACUACAUCCGUGCCCUCCCCUUCCGCAAGAAGCGCAACUUUUCACAGAUGUUCCCCAACGCCAACCCGCUCGCGGUGGAUCUGAUGGAGCGAUGCUUGACGUUCAGCCCGCGCAAGAGGAUCACGGUUGAAGAGGCACUGGCGCAUCCGUAUCUCGAACCUUAUCACGAUCCAGAAGACGAACCCACCGCAGAACCGCUGGACCCAAGCUUUUUCGACUUUGACUAUUGCAAGGAACAGCUGUCGCGCUCGGAACUCAAGCGCCUUAUCUACAACGAGAUCAUGCGCUAG